Molecule: messenger RNA, 7205 nt
Organism: Cricetulus griseus (Chinese hamster)
Lineage: Eukaryota; Metazoa; Chordata; Mammalia; Rodentia; Cricetidae
Source: RefSeq, a predicted model, not a curated record
CCCCCUCUCUCUUCUAGCAUUUUUGAACCGUUGGGGUUGUUGGAGUGGUUGGAUUUUCCCUGGAAUUGAGUGAGAAAUUCAGAAGACUGAAGCCCAGGCUUACUGUCUACCUUUCACGGAGGCCUAGCCGUGAGAGGACAGAAGAAGGCACGUGGCGAAUCAUGACAGCUGACAAAGAUAAAGACAAAGACAAAGAGAAGGACCGGGACAGGGACCGGGACCGAGAGAGAGAGAAAAGAGACAAAGCAAGAGAGAGCGAGAAUGCCAGGCCUCGAAGGAGCUGUACUUUAGAAGGAGGAGCCAAAAAUUAUGCUGAGAGUGAUCACAGUGAGGAUGAAGACAAUGAUAACAACAGUGCCACCACAGAGGAGUCCACAAAGAAGAACAAAAAGAAACCACCUAAAAAAAAGUCCCGCUAUGAAAGGACAGACACUGGGGAGAUAACAUCUUACAUCACCGAGGAUGAUGUCGUCUACAGACCAGGAGACUGUGUGUAUAUCGAGAGUCGGCGACCAAACACACCGUAUUUCAUCUGCAGCAUCCAAGACUUCAAAUUGGUCCACAGCUCCCAGGCCUGUUGCAGAUCUCCAGCUCCUGCUUUGUGUGAUCCCCCAGCAUGCUCUCUGCCGGUGGCGUCACAGCCACCACAGCAUCUUUCUGAAGCCGGGAGAGGGCCUGUAGGGAGUAAGAGGGACCAUCUACUCAUGAACGUCAAAUGGUACUACCGUCAGUCUGAAGUCCCAGAUUCUGUCUAUCAGCAUUUGGUUCAGGAUCGGCAUAAUGAAAAUGACUCUGGAAGAGAGCUUGUCAUCACAGAUCCAGUCAUCAAGAACCGGGAGCUCUUCAUUUCUGAUUAUGUUGACACGUACCAUGCGGCUGCCCUGAGAGGGAAGUGUAACAUCUCCCAUUUUUCUGACAUAUUUGCUGCUCGAGAGUUUAAAGCCCGAGUGGACUCAUUUUUCUACAUAUUAGGCUACAACCCUGAGACAAGGAGGCUGAAUAGUACCCAAGGGGAAAUUCGAGUUGGUCCCAGCCAUCAGGCCAAACUUCCAGAUUUGCAACCGUUUCCUUCUCCAGAUGGUGAUACUGUGACUCCACAUGAGGAACUCGUCUGGAUGCCUGGCGUCAGUGACUGUGACCUCCUCAUGUACUUGAGGGCAGCAAGGAGCAUGGCAGCAUUUGCAGGCAUGUGUGAUGGCGGCUCGACAGAGGACGGCUGUGUCGCAGCAUCUCGGGACGACACCACUCUCAACGCACUGAACACACUACAUGAAAGCAGUUACGAUGCUGGCAAAGCCCUGCAGCGCCUGGUAAAGAAGCCUGUGCCCAAGCUGAUCGAGAAGUGCUGGACAGAGGAUGAAGUGAAACGCUUCGUUAAGGGGCUCCGGCAGUACGGCAAGAACUUCUUCAGAAUCAGAAAGGAGCUGCUUCCCAAUAAGGAAACCGGGGAACUGAUUACCUUCUAUUACUACUGGAAGAAGACACCGGAGGCAGCCAGCUCGCGUGCCCACCGCCGGCACCGCAGGCAGGCAGUGUUCAGAAGAAUUAAGACUCGCACGGCAUCCACCCCGGUCAACACACCUUCCAGACCACCUUCCAGUGAAUUCUUGGAUCUGAGUUCAGCCAGUGAGGAUGACUUUGACAGUGAAGACAGCGAGCAGGAGCUAAAGGGUCCCCCCUGCCGCCACUGCUUCACCACCACCUCCAAAGAUUGGCACCACGGGGGCCGUGAGAACAUCCUGCUCUGCACUGACUGCCGCAUCCACUUCAAGAAGUACGGUGAGCUGCCACCCAUCGAGAAGCCUGUGGACCCCCCGCCCUUCAUGUUCAAGCCUGUCAAGGAGGAGGACGAUGGGCUCAGUGGGAAGCAUAGCAUGAGGACACGGCGGAGUCGGGGCUCGGGACAGAUGUCUACACUACGCAGUGGUCGGAAGAAGCAGCCCGCCAGUCCUGAUGGCCGCGCCUCACCUAUCAAUGAAGACAUCCGGUCCAGUGGCCGGAACUCCCCCAGUGCUGCUAGCACUUCCAGCAAUGACAGCAAAGCAGAAACGGUGAAGAAGUCAGCCAAGAAGGCGAAAGAAGAGGCUGCUUCCCCUCUGAAGAGCACCAAGCGCCAGCGGGAGAAGGUGGCCUCUGACACAGAGGAGCCUGAUAGGACCACCUCCAAGAAGACAAAGACCCAGGAGAUCAGCCGCCCCAACUCUCCCUCUGAAGGUGAGGGGGAGAGUUCGGACAGUCGCAGUGUGAACGAUGAGGGCAGCAGUGACCCGAAAGACAUCGACCAGGACAAUCGCAGCACGUCCCCCAGUAUCCCCAGUCCUCAGGACAAUGAGAGUGACUCGGACUCGUCAGCACAGCAGCAGACACUGCAGGCCCAGCCCCCCUCCUUGCAGGCUCCCAGUGGGGCUGCCUCAGCUCCCUCUGCCCCUCCAGGAGCACCCCAGCUUUCUACCCCAGGGCCCACACCCUCUGCCACUGCAGUCCCUCCACAGGGCUCCCCUGCAACCUCACAGCCCCCUAACCAGACUCAACCUGCUGUAGCAGCUGCCCACACGCACAUCCAGCAGGCCCCCAGCCUGCACCCACCUCGGCUACCCUCACCUCAUCCUCCACUGCAGCCUCUGACUGCACCGCCUAGCCAGAACUCCACACAGCCUCACACCCAGCCCUCCCUGCAUGGUCAGGGCCCACCUGGCCCUCACAGCCUGCAGGCUGGAUCCCUGCUACAACACCCAGGGCCACCUCAGCCCUUUGGACUUCCUCCCCAGGCCUCCCAAGGCCAGGGCCCUCUGGGCAGCUCCCCAGCAGCUCAUCCUCAUAGCACCAUACAGCUUCCAGCCUCCCAGUCAGCACUGCAGCCCCAACAGCCCCCAAGGGAACAGCCCCUGCCUCCUGCACCCUUAGCCAUGCCCCACAUCAAACCCCCACCCACCACACCGAUUCCCCAGCUUCCAGCACCACAGGCCCACAAGCACCCACCCCACCUCUCAGGGCCCUCCCCCUUCUCGAUGAAUGCCAAUCUGCCACCACCUCCAGCCCUGAAGCCCCUCAGCUCCCUGUCCACACACCACCCUCCUUCAGCCCACCCUCCACCCUUACAGCUCAUGCCACAGAGCCAGCCCCUGCCCUCCUCCCCUGCCCAGCCUCCUGGGCUGACCCAGAGCCAGAACCUACCACCCCCUGCUUCCUCCCAUCCCCCCACCGGCCUCCACCAGGUGCCCUCCCAGUCCCCAUUCCCCCAGCACACUUUUGUGCCUGGAGGCCCCCCUCCCAUCACCCCACCCGCCUGCCCCUCCACUUCCACCCCACCUGCGGGGCCCAGCGCCUCCUCACAGCCCCCCUGCCCUGCUGCCGUUUCUUCGGGAGGCAGUGUUCCAGGGGCGCCAUCUUGCCCACUCCCUGCUGUGCAGAUCAAAGAGGAGGCUCUGGAUGAAGCAGAGGAGCCAGAGAGCCCUCCUCCACCCCCCAGGAGCCCAUCCCCUGAGCCCACUAUAGUGGACACCCCCAGUCAUGCUAGCCAGUCCGCCAGGUUCUACAAACACCUGGACCGUGGCUACAACUCGUGUGCACGAACAGACCUGUACUUCAUGCCUCUGGCUGGAUCCAAGCUAGCCAAGAAGAGGGAGGAGGCCAUUGAGAAGGCCAAACGCGAGGCUGAACAGAAGGCCCGGGAAGAACGGGAACGGGAGAAAGAGAAGGAGAAAGAGCGAGAGCGGGAGAGAGAGCGGGAACGGGAGGCAGAGCGAGCUGCUAAGGCAUCCAGCUCAGCACAUGAAGGCCGCCUUAGUGACCCUCAACUCAGUGGUCCUGGCCACAUGCGACCCUCCUUCGAGCCACCGCCGACCACAAUUGCCGCCGUGCCCCCGUACAUUGGGCCUGACACACCGGCCCUCCGGACACUGAGCGAAUACGCUCGGCCUCAUGUCAUGUCUCCCACCAACCGCAACCACCCCUUCUACAUGCCCCUUAAUCCCACUGACCCCCUGCUGGCCUACCACAUGCCUGGCCUCUACAAUGUUGACCCCACCAUCCGGGAGCGGGAGCUCCGAGAACGAGAGAUCCGGGAGCGAGAGAUCCGGGAGCGGGAAUUGCGGGAGAGGAUGAAGCCAGGCUUUGAGGUGAAGCCACCGGAGCUGGACCCCCUGCACCCAGCCACCAACCCCAUGGAGCAUUUUGCCCGGCACAGCGCCCUCACCAUCCCUCCUGCAGCUGGCCCCCACCCCUUUGCCUCUUUCCACCCGGGCUUGAACCCUUUGGAGCGGGAGAGACUGGCACUGGCAGGUCCUCAGCUACGGCCUGAGAUGAGCUACCCAGACAGACUGGCAGCUGAGCGCAUCCACGCUGAGCGCAUGGCGUCUCUCACCGGCGACCCCCUGGCCCGGCUGCAGAUGUUCAACGUCACUCCGGUUCAGCAGGCCCAGUUCACCCCUUGGUGGACCCCCUGACUGCUGGUCCUCACUUGGCGCGCUUUCCUUACCCUCCUGGCACCCUCCCCAACCCUCUACUUGGACAGCCCCCCCAUGAGCACGAGAUGCUGCGCCACCCAGUUUUCGCAGAGCGUGUUUUGUGCUUGGCAGGCACUCCCUAUCCCCGAGACCUGCCUGGGGCUAUCCCACCCCCCAUGUCAGCAGCCCACCAGCUUCAGGCCAUGCAUGCCCAGUCAGCCGAGCUACAGAGACUGGCCAUGGAGCAGCAGUGGCUGCAUGGACACCCACACAUGCACGGUGGCCACCUGCCAAGUCAGGAAGACUAUUACAGUCGACUGAAGAAAGAAGGUGACAAGCAGUUAUAAGUUAUUUAUUUGUUAAUGCUGGCUGUGGAAACCCCAGUUCUAGGGGGCAGAAACGGGACUUUACAUCCAGUAGGAGCUGCAAGAGCAAAGAGGAAUAUCGUCUAAAGAUUUCUCUAUAUAUUUAAAACCCACAACUAAAAACACAUCUGCAUAAUAGUGUUCGUUUGUUGAGAGGAUUUCCCGAGACCUAUUUGGGUCUCCCUGCAUGACAGUCCCCCAGAAACGUGGUGUGUCUUGGGUUGGACUGACCCCUAGAAAGCUUACCUGCAGUCUUGGGGUUUGGCUUUGGUUCUUUUCCUUGAUUUCCCAGUAGGUGCUAGAGUCCGCCCACACUCUUCACUGUGCGCGCAGACGCUGAGGCACGCGGGCUCUGGAACCGUGAGGUUUGCAGAGAGGCGGCAUAGGAGUUUGAAAUCCAAGAGCUAUAAUUUUUAAAAAAUCUUUUAUUUUAAUACAUUGUAGGGAAUCUUCAUAAUUUGAGACAGUUCUGCAGCAUGGCUUUUUACAUCUGUAAAUAAAUAGUUUUAGAAGCCUUUUCUUUCCUUCCACAGACGACUAUUCUGAUCUAUUUUUUCCAGCCAUGUCACAAAGUGUGAAUUCCUACCAGCUAUUGACAGAAUACAGAGUUGAUUUUUUAAUAAAAAGUUAUAUAUAAUUAUCCCUUUAAUUAAAGGGAACAGAUGGGCGUUUCUAGUUUCAAGCAGGCAGGAGCUUGGGACUAGGUUUGGUCAAAGCAGUGAGCAUCCAGGGGUUGGCAGGGACAGUGUUACAGGCUCUUUAUUUUGCUGCUUUGCUUUCACUUCUGUCUGUCUGUCCCUCGCAUGUGCAGUGGCAGGCAUGUUUGAGCAAGCCUCCUUCCUUAUUCAUAGGAGUUGAGUGUUGACGUUGUGUUCCCUGGUGUCCCCAUCGUCCUGUCUUUGGUAUGGAAAGCGCAUGUUUACCUGUCUGUGUCUGAUGACAAGUUUCCUUAGAGUUUUAUGCACAUGUUUGAUGUUGUAGAUAAAUUGUCAUAAACAGUUUAGGAAAUUCAAGAACUGAUGCAGUACACAGCACGUGCAAGACCCAGGACAUGUGCUGCCAAAGGAACAUUUAGAGACCUGUCAGUGUGCGUGUCACCAAGCCAUGCCUGCCACGGCAAGGCUGCUCCAGAGUGAGGGGCACCCUGGAGUUAACGUGAUGGAGGUCUGGCCUGUGUUGUGGGCUAUGAAGUAGGUGAUCUGCACCCUCCUGGGGAACCCUGUGUGCCCCGUGCUUCCAUCUGGAAAAAGGAACGGGAGUUGUCAUUGAAGCAGGUUCCCCUGGGAAAGCCCUCUCUAGCAGGCCCUGGGGAACAGUCCUGGGCAGAACUGACUGCCACUGAUGGGACACUUUUCUCUCCAGAGCCAAGGGUGAGAUAUCUGUGUGACCCCUCCCUUGGACCCUGAGGGCCAUUUCUACUCUCGAACGCAGUGGCUGCAUGCAUAUAGGAACAGCCAGCCAGUCACGAGGUGUGUCCUGGCCCUGUGGAGAGAAGUGGCUCACUGCUCACCUGGCAUUCACUCUGCCCCUGGCUCUGACUCAGGUGCAGCAGGCCUCAUGCUCCCUGAACCAUGCAUGGAGCAGCUAGGAUCCAUUUGUCUGUUGAAAAUGUUUGUAGGGUUUUUGUUUGAACUUUAAUUUUCUCAUUCCUUCUGCCUUAACUUUGGUUCUUCAUAGGAGGCAAGCUCAAAUUAACCUUUUAUUAUCAAACUUCUGGCCACCUCGGCAUGAAGGCAUUUGUUUUCUUCUGGGGGUGGUGACAUGCUUUCCAGAUGGUCUGCCCUGCCCUCUGGACUGAGGAAGGCCUCUUCCUCAUGAGCUCUGGCCAGGCAGGUUCUUUCUGUCCCCUGCCACCACCUCCUUCUCCCCUUGUAACUGAGUCUGCCGUUCAGUUAAGCCUUUAUCCCCUCUCGAGUACCCAUUUUCCAAAGAGAACGAGUGAAGUACUUUGAAGUCUGAACUUGAAAUCUGUCCGGAAGUGUUUCUUUGUUAGUUUUGGGUUUCUCCCCUGUCCCAAGGUGAAGCGCUGAGUUCAUGUCCUCCGUGACUGGCUAGUUUGUUCGGAGGCCCUGGACCUUCAUGGCAUCUUUGAAGCCCGCUGCUUGGCUUCCUUUUGGAUUUUCCUUCCUUUCGUUUGAAGUUUGGUUUGCUUUCUGUGUUCUGUAUGUAUCUUGUUCAGUGUCGUCUCCCUGCAGUGGAGCGAGCGGACAUUGUGAUCGCUGCGUUUCUUUAGGUCUCAGAGCUAAGUGUAUAUAUGAGUAGUUUGCCAUGAGAUAACACAGUGUAAACAGUAGACACCCAGAAAAUCGUGACUUCUGUGUUCUCUCCAUUUGAGUAUUUUGUAAUUUUUUUGAAAUAUUUGUGAACAUAAAUAAAACCAAGCUACACUACAAAA